GCGGAAGGGGUAGAACAGACGAGCCAUGGCGUCCUCCUCGCUGGCAGCAGCAGAGGUGGCGAUGAGAUCCGGCGAUGGAGUGGAGGGGGUGGAGGAGAUGACCCUGACGGUGCGGUGGAGCGGGAAGGAGUACACCGUGAGGGUGUGCGGAGACGACAGCGUGGCGGAACUGAAGCGCCGCAUCUGCGAGGUCACCAACGUCCUCCCCAAGCGCCAGAAGCUACUGUAUCCCAAAAUCUCCGCCAAGCUCAGUGACGAUUCCGUCCUCCUCUCCCAGCUUAAUCUCAAACCCUCCGUCAAGAUGACCAUGAUCGGUACUGUUGAAGAUGACAUUAUUGUGGACCAAGCGGACUCCCCAGAGAUUGUGGAUGAUUUUGAACUUGGUCAUGAUGAAGUCAUUGACAUCAAAGAUAAAUUUGUAAACAAACAGAAAUUAUUGCGAAGAAUCUCUCAGCAUAAGAUCAAACUUUUGAACCCAUGUCGUGAAGGAAAGAAGCUGCUCGUCUUAGAUAUUGAUUAUACCCUAUUUGAUCACAAGUCCCCUGCUGAAAAUCCUCGUGAGCUGAUGCGGCCAUAUCUUCAUGAGUUUCUCUCUGCUGUCUAUGCGGAGUAUGAUAUCAUGAUAUGGUCCGCUACUAGCAUGAAAUGGGUAGAGUUGAAGAUGGGGCAGCUUGGUGUUCUGAACAAUCCUAAUUACAAAAUUACUGCUCUUUUAGAUCACAUGGCCAUGAUCACAGUACAAUCUGAUUCUCAUGGGUUAUUUGAUUGCAAACCACUUGGCCUGAUAUGGGCUCAAUUUCCUGAGUUUUAUAAUGCCAAAAAUACAAUUAUGUUUGAUGACCUUCGAAGAAAUUUUGUGAUGAACCCACAGAACGGGCUUACCAUCAGACCCUUCAGGAAAGCUCAUCUGAAUCGAAGCAGUGAUCAGGAGCUGUUGCGAUUAACACAAUAUUUGCUGGCUAUUGCAGAUCUUCCUGAUCUCAGCCAACUUGAUCAUAAUUACUGGGAAUUGUAUGCUGAAGACAGUACAAAAAGACGCAGGCACAGAUAGAGCAAUUAUGCUGAUGGAGAAGUGUUCUUGGCUAUAUUUGAAAUACCUGGUUUUAUUAUGUUGUCAUGGCUAGGUCAUUUAUCAAUAUAACUUGUUUUCUCGGUGCUAACAGGCCAUGCUCUUCAACCUUGUCUGAGGUUACUUAAUCUGUAGAGAAUGUAUAAAACAACCCUGUGAUUACUUUUCUCAAGUUCAAUACUUUUUAAGGGUUGAAUAUCAUAAUCUAAUUUUGGUUAGACAAA
Molecule: messenger RNA, 1293 nt
Organism: Musa acuminata subsp. malaccensis (wild Malaysian banana)
Lineage: Eukaryota; Viridiplantae; Streptophyta; Magnoliopsida; Zingiberales; Musaceae
Product: ubiquitin-like domain-containing CTD phosphatase
Cellular component (GO): nucleus
Molecular function (GO): phosphoprotein phosphatase activity; protein binding
Source: RefSeq, a predicted model, not a curated record